This is a messenger RNA of Aedes aegypti (yellow fever mosquito), 624 nucleotides long. RefSeq lists its product as uncharacterized. The coding region runs from base 62 to 565 and encodes 167 amino acids. NCBI's taxonomy places the organism in Eukaryota, Metazoa, Arthropoda, Insecta, Diptera, Culicidae. Gene Ontology annotation, molecular function: odorant binding. The transcript is spliced from 5 exons. The record is from RefSeq and is a predicted model, not a curated record.
UAAAUUUCAAUGGCGACAUGCUACAUGCUGUUUAGUUAAAGUUCGAAACUCAGCCAACAAAAUGAAAGCUGUGUACUUUUUGUGUCAAAUUGUUUUUGUUGGUGUAAUAAUGAAGGAGGUCUCAACAGAAGAAUGCAUCAAAUGGCAAGACCAUAGGAAAGAACUCGAAAAUUGCUGUAAAUAUUAUCCACCAUACCCACAGGAGGGCUUGAACCGCUGUUCAAAGCCAGCACUAGAACAAUCCGGAAGGGACGAAGCGGAAUACUUACGGUGCCUUUUUGAAUGUUACUUCGAUCGGCUCGGGAUCGUUGUCGACCAGACGCUCGAUUUGGACAAAGUUGCCGAACACCUGCAGUCAAUGAGUGAGAAUUCUCGGGACAUCGUUCUCAAUGCGUACAAGAAAUGUGCCGCGGAAACUACCGGAUCACUGCGCGUAUGCCAUUCGUAUGCCCAAGAGCUGGAAGCUUGUGCUCUGCUGGAAAUUGACCGUCAUUGCCCGGAUGAAUUCUAUGAGCCUAAUGAGAUUUGUGACAAACGUAGAGCUGGCGUCGAAUUUUGUGAAUAAUGAAAUAAAAACUAUUUUGCCUGUUGUACUAUUGGUUGAAUAAAUACAAAAAAAAAUAA